Molecule: messenger RNA, 1173 nt
Organism: Plasmodium vivax (malaria parasite P. vivax)
Lineage: Eukaryota; Apicomplexa; Aconoidasida; Haemosporida; Plasmodiidae
Product: elongation factor (EF-TS), putative
Exons: 2
Coding region: 1-1173 (390 amino acids)
Biological process (GO): mitochondrial translational elongation
Cellular component (GO): mitochondrial matrix
Molecular function (GO): protein binding; translation elongation factor activity
Source: RefSeq, a predicted model, not a curated record
AUGAAAUUACACACUCUGGUCAUGUUCACCCUAGUGAUCGGUUCCCCUCUCCUGCCACAGCACCGAUGCUACAGAAAUAGCCAAACCUUCCAGCUGGUACAUACCCUCAACAAGUUUGUGGGGAGGAGAAGAAGGGCCCUCAAGCCAACUCUACAUGCUAACCCACCGAGUGAGCAUCUUCAAAAUUUGAAGUACGUUCGGGAGGUAACCAACGCGAGCAUACAGAUAUGCAACGACGCUCUGAAGGAAUGCAAAGGAGAUGUUGAAAAAGCAAUUGAGUUGGUCCGGAGGAGCGCCAAGAAUUCUUCUUUUGUGUCUACCAGUGUGAAGGUUAAAACGGAGGGGCUGGUAGGUUCCCAAGUGGGGGGGGACCAAGUCGUCAUGCUGGAGGUUUUAACGGACUCGGAUUUUGUGGCCCGGAAUGAGAAGUUCGUUCGGUUUGUGAGGACUCUGCUGGGCGCUGCCCUGGCGGGGGGGGCGGCACACGGGGGAGCGGUUACAGGGGAGGGUAGCGGGGCGACGGCGCUGCUGAGCCUUCCCUACGACGAGCAAAGCGGGGGAUCGCACAGUGGGGGUCCCCACAUCGCUCAUUCCACCACCACAGUGGGGGAGCAGAUGAACUACCUGCGGAACAUCUUUCGAGAGGACGUGCGAAUUGGGCGGUUCGCCCGGUACGAGCGAAAAAAUGCGAACCAGUUUUUACACUGCUACAUUCACAACCGGGUGGAGGAGAACAUCGGGACGUCGGGCGUCCUGCUCGUUUUAACCAUCGAUGAGCUGAGCGAAAAAUUAAAAAGUCAAGGGGAAUGCAUUGCCGAAGUUGCAAAUGAUAUGGCUCUGCACAUUCUGUCCGCCAAGCCCGUGAGUGUGUCCGUCUCGGAUUUGCCCGAACAGGUUGUGAAGCGCGAGGUGGCCAUCAUUCGGGAGUCCCUGCGGGGGGUGAAGAAGCCAGAGGGCAUACUGGACAGCAUGGUCAACGGGAAGAUGCGCAAGUUCUACAGCUCUGUGGUGCUGCUCGAGCAGGAGUACAUGCUGGACGAUACCAAGCGGAAGGUCUCCCAAGUCAUUCGCGAUUUCUGCAAGAAGCACAACUUGAACAUUAGCGUCCGCCAUUUUGAUACUUUCAUCGUUGGCGAGAAGAACAUUUUGCGAGAGGGACCCAUGGGGGGGUGA